This is a messenger RNA of Solanum dulcamara, 937 nucleotides long. RefSeq names its product VQ motif-containing protein 22-like. The coding region runs from base 84 to 632 and encodes 182 amino acids. The record is from RefSeq and is a predicted model, not a curated record. NCBI's taxonomy places the organism in Eukaryota, Viridiplantae, Streptophyta, Magnoliopsida, Solanales, Solanaceae. The transcript has a single exon.
CCCAUGCUUUUAUUUCUUCUUCUUUACAUAAGCUUUUAAAAGAAAAAUAACUCUCAUUUCUUUUCCACUUUUAAAUUAUUUUUAUGGGCAUGAGUGAAACCAUGCCAAAUAACCCUACCAAUUGGAUGCAAUUCUAUCAACCUCAAAGAUCUCCACAAACCACUAUGUUCUCCGAUACCACGGUAGUCACCACCACGGCCACUUCCGUAGGCCGUGCUCCGGAUCACCAACGCGGUACUGGUCCAUCUGAUGGGCGUGUUUCCAAGCCCAUCAGACGGCGAUCAAGGGCUUCUCGGCGUACACCAACCACCGUGUUAAAUACGGAUACAACUAAUUUCCGUGCCAUGGUGCAACAGUUCACUGGUGGAUCUGUUGCACCAUCACAGGGGGCCUACAUGGGUUUUGGUCCAAAUAAUCAGCAAAUUGUGAACCCGUAUACUUACAAUAUCCAAUUUCAAGCGCAGCCAGCGCCACAAAAUCAAUUGCCUUACAUGUUCAGUACAUUGGCCAGUUCUACUAUUCGACCACCUGCUUCUGUUCUUGGUCGUGUUGAUAAUUUUCUCCAUAGACUUGAUGACAAUACUUCUUCUCCUUCUAAUGAGAACAAGUCUGAAAAUAACUUCACGUUCUGAUUAGUUAAGAGAAACUGACAAAAGUGAUUCCGUCGCUUUUACUAUAAUAAUAUUCCGAUGAAAGCUGAGAAUUUUUUUACUUGUAAUUUUUCUCAGUACUCAUACCUGUGUACAUAACUUCUCAACAACAACCACCACCUUCCUAGUUGGUUUCUUUUAUAUUUUACAUAGUCUAGUUUCAAUUUUGUUGUAUUAAUGAUAUGUAAUUUUCUUGAUUUCUUUAUUUCUUUCCUUUUGACAAAAUACUGUAAUUUGAGAGUAAUAGAGGUUUCAAAUAUAGACAAUUCAAAGGGAUUUUUUUUCUC